UGUCAAUGACCAUUGUUUGCUCGUUGGGGAUGUUGCUCCGCCCCCCGAGUCUGUCGUAAACCUGGCGCUGGACUAAAAUAAACCCGAGAUCCCGCAGCUCGGGGGCUCGGCGCGCCGCGGACAGCUCUCCACUGGCGCUGCCGCCGGGCCGAGGUGGCGGGCGACGAGCGGCCGCCACGUCCCGCCCGCGCCCGCCCGGGGCCCCCCUACCUGGCCGUCCGCCGAGCCAUGUCGUUGAGCCCCAAGCACACGACGCCCUUCUCCGUGUCCGACAUCCUGAGCCCCAUCGAGGAGACCUACAAGAAGUUCGGCGGCGGCGGCAUGGACGGCGCGCCUCCCGGCCUGGGGGCGCCCCUGGGGGCCUCCGCCUACCGCGCGCCGCCGGCCGGGCCCUCCUCGCAGGCGGCGGCCGUGGCGGGCAUGCAGCCGCCCCACGCCAUGGCCGGGCACAACGCGGCGGCGGCGGCCGCGGCGGCCGCGGCGGCGGCGGCGGCGGCCGCCACCUACCACAUGCCGCCCGGCGUCUCGCAGUUCCCGCACGGCGCCAUGGGUGGCUACUGCAACGGCGGCCUGGGCAACGUGGGGGAGCUGCCCGCCUACACGGACGGCAUGCGGGGCGGCGCGGCGGCCGCGGCCGGCGGCUGGUACGGCGCCAACGCGGACCCGCGCUACUCGUCAAUCUCCAGGUUCAUGGGGCCGUCGGCGGGCGUGAACGUGGCCGGCAUGGGUUCGCUGACCGGCAUCGCGGACGCCGCCAAGUCGCUGGCGCCGCUGCACGCGGCCGCGCCGCGAAGGAAGCGCCGCGUGCUCUUCUCGCAGGCGCAGGUCUACGAGCUGGAGCGGCGCUUCAAGCAGCAGAAGUACCUGUCGGCGCCCGAGCGCGAGCACCUGGCCAGCAUGAUCCACCUGACGCCCACGCAGGUCAAGAUCUGGUUCCAGAACCACCGCUACAAGAUGAAGCGCCAGGCCAAGGACAAGGCGGCGCAGCAGCUGCAACAGGAGGGCGGCCUGGGGCCCCCGCCGCCGCCGCCGCCGCCGCCGCCGUCGCCGCGCCGCGUAGCGGUCCCGGUGCUGGUGAAGGACGGCAAGCCGUGCCAGAACGGCGCGGGCACCCCGACGCCCGGCCAGGGCGGCCAGCAGCCGCAGGCCCCGACGCCCGCGCCGGACCUGGAGGAACUGUCGCCCAGCCCGCCCGCGCUGCACGGUCCCGGGGGCGGCUUGGCGGCCCUGGACGCGGCCACCGGGGACUACGGCGGAGGUGUGCUGGGCACCAACCUGCUCUAUGGCAGGACGUGGUGAUGAGCCCCGGGGUCGGCCUGCGGCUCGCAGCGUUUGCCAGGAGACUGCAAGAACGAAUGGGGAAAGUGUACAGAAGCUGACCCUUUAGUGCAUGGAGAUGAGAAGGAGCGAGUCGCGGAGAGGGUCGGGAGGCUCUGAGCCUCUUUGCUGGGGGUGGGAGAAGGCGACGGCCCCGGACCGAAUAAUGUGACACCACACUUUGAGGUGGUGAUUUCCCUUCUUUCAGAAGUUCCUAAGUUAUGCGAAGAACUGACGGAAUCCACAUUCACCACGUUCCUAACCAAAGCUCUCAGAGUUUUAGAAGUCGGAAACUUUGUUGGUGUUUGUAUCUCUAUAAAUCAACCAGCUUUCACGAUGAAUCCUUGAAGUGGAAUUUAUUUUGGGAGAUUAAUUUGCAAAGCCCCUCCCCUAAGUGCAAUUUCGUUAAUGCUUGAUUGAAAGUAAAUUGAAUUGUAGCCCAAAGUGGAUCAUAUACACAGCAACAUGAUUGCCGAGGAAUUACUGCCAUUUGGGUAAAAUAGCGCAAUGGAAUAAAAAUCGAAAUCCUAAUUAUAUGGAUCGUUACCGUUUUUACAUUUAAAUGCUGAUUUUAAGAUAUUUUUGUUCAUUAUUAGGCAACCAAGUAAUUGUAUAUUGUCCUAGAAGAGCACAAUCCCCACUCUACCCCAAGAUGCAGCUCAUCAUUUUUUUAAAAGGCUUAUAAAGUACUUUUUUUAUAUAAAAUCUGGUCUUUCCAAAUCAGCUGAUAAACAUACCCUUUCCUUCCAAAACAUGGCAUUUAUUCUCGUCCUAGUAUUUGUUUCUGAAUUUGAACUCCUCGACAAAGUCUUAGAACAAGCAAGUAAAAUUGCCAGUAUUACCGUCAAUCUAUUUCAAAGCAUGUCAAGAGGAAUAAGGUGAUUUACUGAAUUUUAUCAAGAUAUACAGAAAAAGUAAGAUAAUUAUGCUUU
Molecule: messenger RNA, 2249 nt
Organism: Meriones unguiculatus (Mongolian gerbil)
Lineage: Eukaryota; Metazoa; Chordata; Mammalia; Rodentia; Muridae
Gene: Nkx2-4
Product: NK2 homeobox 4
Exons: 2
Coding region: 229-1299 (356 amino acids)
Biological process (GO): cell differentiation; regulation of transcription by RNA polymerase II
Cellular component (GO): nucleus
Molecular function (GO): DNA-binding transcription factor activity, RNA polymerase II-specific; RNA polymerase II cis-regulatory region sequence-specific DNA binding
Source: RefSeq, a predicted model, not a curated record